AUGUCCUACGAUCGAUCAUCCCCUCCUCUCGCGGGGGGAGGAUGGUCCCGCUCGAGUCCCGGUCUGACGUCUCCCGGCAGCGGCACUUCUACGCCUCACAGCGGAAUCUUCUCUCCACCCCCUCUGGGUCCCAGUGGUAUCUCCUGGGCUACGGCAAAGGCAAAGAGCGACGAAGUCAGAGGCUAUCCGUCGUUUUCCACGAGAAAUAACGGGUUCUUCUCUCGCCAGAAACGCAAGAUCUCGGCCCGUAUUCCGCGCUUUCGGACCAACUCUUCCUAUGCAGAGUAUAAUGGCGAUAAGGAUGUUUAUGGGUUAGGGGUUGAUACAUGGUCUAGCGGAUGGUAUGGACGCUCGCGGCAUGCGUCGCCAUUAUUUUGCAGGUCGGUGUUUCGUCGGAAGAGAUUUCGGGUUCUUUUGGGCAUGGUACUUGGGUGGAUUUCAUAUUUUCUGUUCUGGACUGCUAUCGUUGAAUCCUACCGACGAUCUUCGUGGGGUGGAGGGCGCAAGUUCGUGGUGAUAUUGGCAUCCAACGUGGAGGGAGGUGUUAUGGAAUGGAAAGGAGCCCGCGAGUGGGCAAUCGAGCGCAACAGUGUCUGGAAUAAGCAAGAAUACACAAAACGCUGGGGUUACGAACUUGAAGUCGUCAACAUGUUGGCCAAGAAGCGCUAUUCGUAUGAGUGGCGCGAGAGCUGGGAGAAGGUAGAUGUCAUCCGGGAAACCAUGCUCAAGUAUCCUGACGCAGAAUGGUUCUGGUGGCUUGAUCUAAAUACAUGGAUCAUGGAGCACUCGUAUUCCCUGCAGGACCACAUCUUCGACCAUCUUAGUUCUGUUACCUACCGCGAUAUUAAUGUCUACAACCCAUUGAAUAUUACACACCCCUUUUCCGACACUUAUCUCGACGAACUCGACCGCUCACCAACCGGAGACCAAGAUCCCUCGUCAAUUCAAAUUGUCCUAUCACAGGACUGUGCAGGCUUCAAUUUGGGAUCCUUCUUCAUUCGGAGGUCCAUUUGGUCGGACCGCUUACUGGACGCCUUAUGGGAUCCAGUCCUGUACGAGCAGAAACAUAUGAACUGGGAACACAAAGAGCAGGAUGCUCUGGAACAUCUCUACGCUACCCAGCCAUGGGUUCGCAGCGGUGUCGCUUUCCUUCCCCAACGUCACAUCAAUUCUUUCCCUCCUGGUGCCUGUGGGGAUGAAAUCGAUAAGGACAUACAUUAUUCAGAGCGUGAUCGGGACUUCGUCGUUAAUAUGGCCGGAUGCCAGUUCGGACGCGAUUGCUGGGGUGAGAUGAACACGUAUCGAGAACGCAGCAACUGGCUGAACCGGACCCGGUGGCAGCGAUUCAAAGAUGGACUCGGCGCGUUAUUUGGCAGGUCUUCGGAGAAGAGCAAAGAGCAGCAAGCCGAAGAGCACCGGUAG
Molecule: messenger RNA, 1422 nt
Organism: Monascus purpureus
Lineage: Eukaryota; Fungi; Ascomycota; Eurotiomycetes; Eurotiales; Aspergillaceae
Source: the annotation of a GenBank genome assembly